Solanum stenotomum is the source of this 981-nucleotide messenger RNA. RefSeq names its product glucan endo-1,3-beta-glucosidase 13. The record is from RefSeq and is a predicted model, not a curated record. NCBI's taxonomy places the organism in Eukaryota, Viridiplantae, Streptophyta, Magnoliopsida, Solanales, Solanaceae. Bases 231 to 767 code for a protein of 178 amino acids. The transcript has 4 exons.
CUUAAAGUAGCUCUUGUCAGCACAAGUACUUACCUUCCUCAGUGUUCAUUACUCACAUCAAAAGAGGAAAAAAGAAAAAGAAAAUUUCUCUUCAAGAAAUGCUUUGAUUCCUCUUCUACUCUGCAUUUAAAAGUGGACAUUACAACACUUAUCUUUCUUUCAUAAGUAAACACAAAGACACAAGAAACUAGUUAGUUGUGCCAUUUUUUUAAAAAUAAUUUUUCAACUCCAUGGCACUUAAAGAUUGGAUCUUUUUGAGCUUCUUGGUCAUGAAAUGUUUUGUUGUGCUAAAAGUAGAGGGCAUGGUGCAAGAGAAGGAGGAUGCAACUAUUCCAAUUACAACUCUAUCACCUCCUGAAGGCAACACAACAUUCCUUGGUGGCACAACAUGGUGUGUGGCACGGGCCGGGGCUCGACAGUUUGAUUUGCAGAAUGCAUUGGACUGGGCUUGUGGAUUGGGGAUGGCGGAUUGCAGGCCCAUCCAAACCGGUGGCCCGUGUUUUGAGCCCAAUACACUUUUAUCCCAUGCUUCAUUUGCUUUCAAUACCUACUAUCAACAAAAUGGAAAUUCAGAUAUUGCUUGCAAUUUUGGAGGAACUGCUAUGUUGACUAAAAUCAAUCCAAGUCAUGAAAAAUGUAUUUAUGUUACAUCCAGUCCCAGGAUUGAGAACAUGAAGUCUGAAGCACCUCCAUUUCCCAAAGAAAGGUUAAGCAUUAUGUGGUGGAAAAUAGCUAUGAUUCUUCUUCUAUUGUACUCAGGAAGUUGAGAUGUAAUUUUGCUAUAUGUAAAAUUAAAUUUAAAAAAAGACCACUUUUUUGUUUGGGAGAAAGUAGAGGGGGGCAUAAUCAAGAAGAGAUACUAUGAUUAAUUAAUUAAUUAAGAUAUUUAUAGCUCUUUGGGACAUUCUUGGAGUGGUUUAAUUUCUUAAGUAUAUUCCUUACUCUCUUGUUGUAUUAAGCAUCUCAACCAUUGAGAAGAAA